AUGGCGACAACAAGCACGGGUAGUAACCUCGGCAAUGCCGGCGGGAGUCGUCCAGCCAGCCCGCCCCGCGACAGCGAUGUCGGCGCCGUGGACACUCUCGAUCCCGUAGUCUUGAACCUUGAGAAUGUGGACAUGCGUGCUGACAAUCCCAUCGCAGUCCCCGCGUCUGCACCGCCGACGGCCAGCGGUUCCGGCACCGAACAGAUACCCGCCGCGGCAUCCGGCACAGAAGCGGCGACGACAUCGACCGACCAAGCUACCGACCCGGGCCCAGACGCGGCGGCGGCAGCGGCAACAGCGGGCAUCCCCGGUCUCGCCGAGGAGACGCCCGUGGGAGACCCCCUCGAGGCCGGCGGCACUGACGACGACGACGACGAGUUUACGCCGAGCGUCUUCGACGAGGGCUCGAUCGCCGACGACCGGACCGAUUCGACGUCGCUCAACUCGAGCGUAUACGAGCACAGCUUCCGGAACGGUCGGCGCUACCACAAGUUCCGCCACGGGCGGUACCCGAUCCCCAACGACGAGACGGAGCAGAACCGUGAGGACAUGCUGCACGCCAUGAUGCUCGAGGUCACGGACGGGCGGCUGUACUUUGCGCCCAUUGGCGACAGCCCGCAGAAGAUCAUCGACCUGGGUACCGGGACUGGCAUCUGGGCCAUUGAGAUGGGCGACUUGUUCCCCAGCGCCGAGAUCCACGGGCUCGACCUGAGUCCCAUCCAGCCCGUAUGGGUGCCGCCGAACGUCAAGUUCCUCGUCGACGACGUAGAAGACACCUGGCUGAACGGCAGGAACUUUGACUUUGUACACCUCCGCAACAUGGUCCCGGUGCUCAAAUCGCCCGUCAACCUGUUGCGGAACGCAUACGAGUGA
Molecule: messenger RNA, 873 nt
Organism: Colletotrichum higginsianum IMI 349063
Lineage: Eukaryota; Fungi; Ascomycota; Sordariomycetes; Glomerellales; Glomerellaceae
Product: Methyltransferase
Exons: 3
Coding region: 1-873 (290 amino acids)
Source: RefSeq, a predicted model, not a curated record